Molecule: messenger RNA, 4217 nt
Organism: Nothobranchius furzeri (turquoise killifish)
Lineage: Eukaryota; Metazoa; Chordata; Actinopteri; Cyprinodontiformes; Nothobranchiidae
Gene: stk11ip
Product: serine/threonine kinase 11 interacting protein
Biological process (GO): intracellular protein localization
Cellular component (GO): cytoplasm
Molecular function (GO): protein binding
Source: RefSeq, a predicted model, not a curated record
ACAUCGGGGCCACCGUAGAGACUUCAAACAAUCAUGUGACCGUGCGAAGAUGUCAACAUCAAUAAGCAGGCGUUAAAAUAAGCCUUUUUUCCCCUUUAUUUAAACGAAUUAACAUGCUUUAAUUCUCACACAACAAAAAAACAACUGGAUGCUAGCUAACUCUAUUCUCUGACGCCGCACAGGAUGGCUGUGUCUAAUCCUGGCCAGUCACCUCUUGUGCACAGCUUGGCCACACUUCUACGAAACUGUGGUGACGUGGUUCUGGACGGCAGCAGCACGCUGACGCUACCUGCUGCUCAUCUGCAGCAGCUCACCAGGCUCUUCGAGCAGCACCUGCUGCCCCGGAGCCAGCAGCACGGGUUCUUAGCGCUGCCAUCCCACCCCGCCGACACCACCUCCCUGCUUCAGCUGCAGUUCCUGUUUGAUGUCCUGCAGAAGACCGUGUCCCUAAAGCUCAUCAACCCACCAGGAGCGAGUCUGGAGGCUGCGGUGAAAAUAUUCCCUUUCAAGUCUCUCAAGUAUUUAGAACUAAAGAGAGUCCCUCCAUCCCUCUUAGAGGGACUGCGAGGAGUUUACUCCCAGCUGGAGGUUUUUAUCUGCACAAAGAGCCUCAGCUCCCUGGAGGAGCUUCUCUCUCUCUGUGGAGGUGACCUGAGCUCUGCACUGCCAUGGCUGGAGCUUCACACCCUGAAUUUCAGCUACAACUCCAUCGUCCGCCUCGAUCAGUCACUAGGUUUACUAAAUGUCCUGAGAUGCCUGGAUCUCAGCCACAACAAGAUUCAGGACUGUUCUGAGUUUCUAAAGCCUCUUAGUGAGCUGGGACUCUUGAACCUGGGAUACAACUGCCUGCAGAGGGCGCCGAUUCUGGGCCCGAGUGCCAGGGCCAAGCUGCACACACUCAUCCUCAGGAACAACGAGCUGGAAACCAUUAACGGUGUGGAGCAGUUGUCUUCACUCCAGCAUUUAGACCUAGCCUACAACCUGCUGCUGGAGCACUCCCAGCUCGCUCCUCUCUCCUUACUGCACGGCCUCGUCACACUGAACCUGGAGGGAAACCCGUUGUGCUUCCAGAAAACCCACCGGACCUGCACAGUCCAACACCUCUCCCGGAAAGCCGUCGGCCUCAGAUUGAGACUGGAUGGUAUUGCAUUGUCGUCCUCCGAGUUAUCCGUUCUACCAAAAACAAGCCAGCCGACUCACCAGCUCCAGAGCCUGCUGCCUCCAGUUUCUGUUUCAUCUGAAAGGAGCUACCAGGAUGUGUCGAGCGGGGCGGGGGAGCUGAGCGACAGCAUGUCUUUUGGAGAAGUCAGGGUCUCACACUUACGCAAAAGGAAAUCUAGGAGUAAGGCCAAAGUGAGAACAGCCAGCAUAUCUGAGCCAAGUGAUACGGAUCAUGAACCCAGACGCGUGUCCUCCACCCGCGAUUUAGUUCUCCCUCACCAGCAGGAGAUCGAGCGCAUGUCCAGCUUCAGAGACCAGCUGGGAGAAGACUGGCUGAGAUACCAGCACCAUCUAGACCAAUCAGAACCUGCAGACUCUGAAACUCUCUCCAAUGGCCUCAGCGCCUCCACCACAUGUCCUCCCGUCGAGCCGUUUAUGUCUUCUCUUCUGGACGUCCAAGUGGUCCCCCCGCCACCUGUCAUCACUUCAGAAACUAAAUAUGUGGACUUGGACAAGGAUUCCACCUUACAGUGGUUCAGUCAAAGCUCUCAGCAAGCUGAAACCACCAGCAUGGUGGACGGGUUAGUGGCGAAGCAGGAAGUGGAGCUCUCACUUCCCUCCGGUCCAGAUUCCCCGAGGUCUGAGGAAGCCGCGAGUGGAGAUGGCAACCAAGAAGAAGAAGAAGGCCUUGGAGUGGACCUGUGUCACCCGCUGCUGGUCGGAGUUCUGCCUGAUCAGGAGGAGAGGGGCAGCGAGGCUCCGGAGAAGAAAACAGAGGUGUUCUUAUGCGUCAAGCAGGGUCUUCUUCUGGAAGUGGAUGUGCAGCGAGGGCAGGAACGGUGUCGGCUGGAGCUGGACAGCCUGUCCCGGGUGGAGACCACGGAGGCUACCUGGACCAGAGGGGAUACAGAAGACCCGUUUCCAGCGGUGGAGCUUUAUUUCGAUUACAUCAGCAAGGCAAAAAGGAGGAGGUGUUACGUCCUGCUGGAUGAUGACCCACAGCAGACGGUGCAGGUUUUGACUGAUAUUCUGAGUCGUGUAGUGGAAGAAAACCAGCUCCGUGACUCGAAGCUGGUCCCCUGCUGUGUCCAUCUGCAGUGUCUUCGCUGCAGGUCAGAGUUCACGCCUCGGGGCGAGGAUGAUGACGAUGUUGGAGGAAGAUUAACGUUACCAAAGGGUGAGGAAGAACGGUCUAGGGAGGGGCUGAUGGACACAAGUUUUUAUAAUGACAGCAAAGGAAUAAUCCACGUUUGUCCCAAAUGUGGAAGUGACCAUGUGAUCCAAGUGGUUGAACAAACCCCGCCCUACAGCAGUACGCCUGAUGGCAAAGAGACGUAUCUUGACAUCACAGUGAACAACCACAACAAGCACGAUGACACCGACGGUAAAAGCUACAGCCCCAUGAUAGAGACUGCCACCACUUCAGAGGAGCAAACCUUUGUCACAGCCCAGGGGAGCUCCUUCUUCAUCGGAGAUGUUCCAGGUGAUACCAGCAGCCUCUACAACACAGACUUCCACAGCAAAGAGGACCUAGCAGGAAGCUACCACUACACCACAACAGGGGAGACGCCACCGCCAGUGGAGCCUACUGGACCGUCCGCGCCAAAUGAUGAUUUGGAUCUUCUUUCCGAGGACUACGAGGCCGUGGACCAUCGCCUCAAGCUUUUCUUAGAAGUGGAGGUCUUCGAAGAGGACGAGGAACUUCACUCCUUCCUGAAGAUGUCGGCUGUAACAUUUGGGGAGGUGGGGGAGGUUCCUUCGCUGCUGGUUGUGUCGAACCAGCGGAUAUAUUUUCUUGAAAUGUCAUCAGAUAUGCACAGGAACCCGCUUUCUGAUUGGCUGCAGAAGAAGGAAAGCUACCCUAUUGUGGAUCUCAGCUACCUGGAGGUGGGACUGGGCUCACAGAGCAUCCACAUGGAGUUUGGAGAAGGAGGUGUGGCCUACACGCUCCUCGUGAGGGACAGCCUGCGCUGCAAGCGCUUCUUCGGCCUUCUGACAGGAGUCGUUCGUGAGAUGGCCCACAAAUCAGACAGCAAGCUGCAGUCCAUCUCCACCACCCGGCUCUCCUCCCAGCACCACCUCUGGCCUCUCGUGUGUGAAGACAUCCAGGCAGAUGUGGAGGACGGACAGCUGCAGUUCUUCUACCUUCUGGCUUUUGUCCUGCAAGACAUUUGGGUGCCUCUGACUGUUCUGGCCACCAGAGAAACCCUCUACCUGCUCGAGGAAGACCACCAGUGGAGGAGGACCGUCUCCACAGCGACGGAGAAGGAAGCGUGCAGCGGGAGCUUCACCAUUUUUGAAACGCUACCCAUCAGCUGUGUGAGCUCGAUUCUGCUGUGGCCCGUGGACCAGUGCAGGAUGGACUUUAAGCUUUAUGACGAGACGGUGAAACAGGAGAAGACGUGGUGUGUGCGCUCUGAGAGCUCUGAACUCCUCCAGGGUCUGCUGGCCUGGGUCAGGAGUCAGUGGGAGGCCAUGUUCGGAGUGAAGCUGCACACAAGUCUGCAGGAAAAAGCAACAUAAUGAGAAAAGUUCAGCGAACCCGAGCGCCUUUGUUCUCCCUCUCUCUCCAUUCUGAACUCAGUCUGGUCCCAUUACGCUUGUUGCUUUAAGCCAAGAGCUUGGAAAUGAUUGCACUCAUUCAUGUGGCACACAAACCCAUAAAAGCUCCUCUUGCAUAAAUUUUCCUCCAAAAAAAAAAAACAUCCCCACUGAACGUUUCUCCAGCUGGAAAUGGAUUGUGCCUUGUUUAGUCGUGUAGAUGUUCAAACGUACCUUAAUGCGUUGUUUGGUUUCUUUAAUCACCUGAAGGAAUCUGGAGCAUGAAGAGUCGGGGGUGAGAGUCAUGCGCUGAGGUUCUCCAGUGAAGUGAUGGAACCUAAACAUCAGCAGCAGCGGCUUCUGUUUGUUCCUGGAAGUGAUUGAAACGGUCACAGCUGUUUGUGUUCUCACUGAGGUGUACAACUCUAACUUAUGUGUUUGUUGUUUUCUUAACGAAUCAGUGCUCUUUUAUUUUUAUAGAAAUGUGUCAUCAUUGAUUAUAAAACUUGAGUUGA